This is a messenger RNA of Hypoxylon fragiforme, 2816 nucleotides long. Its product is annotated as kinase-like protein. Bases 110 to 2572 code for a protein of 820 amino acids. Gene Ontology annotation, molecular function: protein serine/threonine kinase activity; ATP binding. The transcript has 2 exons. The record is from RefSeq and is a predicted model, not a curated record. Gene Ontology annotation, biological process: peptidyl-serine phosphorylation; intracellular signal transduction. Lineage: Eukaryota; Fungi; Ascomycota; Sordariomycetes; Xylariales; Hypoxylaceae.
CGGGUUCGAAUACCUGUCCACCGCGUGGCUUUGGUAUCCACCCCUCCUUAGCUGUCUUUUGCCGACAAUCUAGUCAACCUAUCCAUCGUUACUUCGGUUUGCGAUUACCAUGAGCAACGAUAUUAGCCUUUCGAGGGCCUUGGGUGGCCUACGCAUUGCCAAUCCGGACGAUGUCGAUAUCUCACCACACCCACCCGGAGAGGAAGUAGACCAAAUUGAUACUCCACCCGUGUCAACCCAACCCGUCUACGACUCUCGUCCUUCUGAUCACGACUCAUACACCGAACAAAGUAGACCUCCGACGUCCGAUAUGUUAAUGGGCAUACCUAGUACACAAGCCGAUCCUAACAGUCAGAUGUCUGCGUACCCCCAGAAUGGAGGGUUACCGUACACAAACCCCGCCUCUUCCCGUCCUCCCUCCGGCCUUUACAGCGCCACGACAGCAGCAGAGCGUGACCAAGCUGCGAAUUCCUACCAUAUUUUACGGACCGAACCGUCUAGAGCACCCGUGUACAAUGGUCCAAAUAAGGCCGAUUCGAGAGCACCUUCGGAAUACGCGCCAAGCAUUCCCUCUCGUGAGCCGAGUUACCGAGAUCGAUCCUACAAUCAGAACCGCCAGCUUCAGGCCGUCGCUGGGGCUGGGGCUCUUCCCCCUAGAAGGAGUUCGAAAGGCAUGGGUGGUGGCUAUGCCUCGAUUCCUGGCGUACCCGUUGUCCCCGAGCCCCACGGUCUCGCGAUGGACACGCCUGUGUCUAAAAGUAGCGAGGACUGGAAAGACCGAGGCGCCGCUGUAUCGAUACGAAAAGAGGUGGACGCGAAUGGGAAAACUAUCAUGCGACCAGUAAAGAAAGGUGUUCGGGAUUUUUCUUUCGGUCGAAUUUUAGGAGAGGGCUCAUACAGCACGGUGUAUUUCGCCACGGACCGCCAAACCCUGAAAGAGUACGCAAUAAAAGUACUAGAGAAGAAGCAUAUCAUUAAAGAGAGAAAGAUAAAAUAUGUCAACAUUGAGAAAGAUACGCUCAACCGAUUGACGGAACAUCCUGGUAUUGUACGGCUAUACUACACCUUUCAGGAUGAAAACUCUCUUUAUUAUGUCCUAGAUCUUUGCAAUGGCGGCGAGUUGCUGGGCGUUUUGAAAAAAACGGGCACGUUUGACGUGGAGUGCUCCAGGUUCUUUGGCGCCCAAAUAUUAGAUGCUAUCGAGUAUAUGCACUCGCGAGGUGUAAUCCAUAGAGACUUGAAGCCCGAGAAUGUCCUCCUCGACGAUCAGUUGCACGUCAAGAUUACCGAUUUUGGGACGGCAAGGCUGUUAACAGACCCGAGAGCUCCUCAGGCCCCUCCUAGGAUUGAGGACACUGGGACAAGUUCUAGGAGCAAGGACCAGGAUGAUGAUAGUCGUGCAGCGUCGUUCGUAGGCACGGCUGAAUAUGUGAGCCCUGAGUUACUCACCAAUAAAAAUGCCUGCAAGGCGAGUGAUCUAUGGGCAUUUGGCUGCAUUAUCUAUCAACUGCUUGCUGGCCGGCCACCUUUUAAAGCCGGGUCUGAGUACUUGACGUUCCAGAAGAUCGUUAAUCUCGAUUAUGAAUUCCCCACAGGAUUUCCACCUGCCGCGAGGGAUCUGGUCGAACGGUGCCUGGUUUUAGAUCCCGCAAGGCGUCUGACUAUUGAGCACAUCAAAAACCAUGAAUUUUUCGACGGCCAACAAUUCGGUAAAGGCCUGUGGAAAACGAAGGCCCCCCGAUUGCGGCCGUAUGUGCCACCAUCCCAGGAACCGAAGAUCAUACAACUGAAUGGGACACCCAGCAGUCAACAGCCCAACUCCAGGCCACCAACAGGAGGGAAUGGGCUUAAUGGCUCUUCUCGGAAUCCCGGAAGGAUUAUCACGGAUAUCCCCCCACCAUCUCAAUUGGACAUUGAAUGGUCCCCUGUAUUGACAAGAACGAACGAGAGAAUAUUACGACUCGGCGACCUGAUGGUUAUGUCCUCACCAAUUCCAAACAGCCCCCACGGUAAAGGUGAUGAGGGUCAUAGGAAAUUCUCUCGCUUCUUUGGCGGCAGUACGACGAAGAAGAGACAACGAUUAGUAAUGAUCACGUCUAGUGGGCGGAUUGUCCUGGCACCAGCCGGUGGCGAGGAGAAGAAGGCGAAAUUAGAGAUUUCGCUUUUGACACCAGACUGCUCGUGGAAGACCCUGGUCGACGCGAAGGGACAGACAGUUUGGUGUGUCGACUCGGCUGGUAUGCACUAUACCUUUGAAGAUGUGAAACCUUCUUCCUUUGAGACGCCUCGACCCACUGCAGACGAGUGGCUUGAGACUGUACAGCAAGCCAGGGACUUUGCUGCAUCUCUCAACCUCAACCGCUCUUACACAAGUGACAAUGCGUUCGGAGAGAUAUCGUCGUCCAUGUCUAGCCCAGCAAGCACUUUCGGCCCGGAGGGCUAUAAUAUUAACGACAGGUCUCAUCGGAACCAUCUGAGUAAGAGCCAAGCAAGUUUAGAAGAUACGUCUAGUACAAAACGGAAUCGAUUCAGCAAGCGACAAUCCAAACAGGGGUUAGGUUCGGCCUUUUAAAGGGAGCCUACCUACCUACCUACCUACCUACUUAUUUUCACUUUCUUCCGUUCUAUUUUCAUAUGCGGCAUAUUCCAGCGAGGCGUAGGCUUUUGGUGAUAUUUAAAGGGGGUCCAAAUCAUGACACGAAAACACUUGCAUUCUGGGAGUUUCCUUUUCACCAACUAUGCUACUCCAGAUUGGGGCAUGCACUCGGCAUCCCAUUUUAGAUGCAUUAGAAGGACUACAUCGUACACAACCACAC